GUUCAACUCGCGUUUUAUUGCAGACAGAAACGCGAGAAAGGCAACAGAGAGAGAGAGAAAGAUAGAGAUAGAGAGAGAGAGGAAUCUCAGGGCUUUUCCUUCUUCAAUUUUCAUAAAAAACGCUGCAUUACUCCUAAUCCCGGGACUCUGCUUCUUCCCUUGCUUCCUUUACAGAAAGCUUCGUCGCUGAUCCAAUUCAAUUUCUUCGUCGUUGAAUCAUAGAUCGCCUUAUUCUGAUAACCGUUGGAACAACGACGUUUUUUUUUUCCGAUUUGAAUUCGUUCGGGGGAUUUCGAUAUUAAGUUUCCGAACCAGAUUUGUGUUGUGGAACUUGAGAUUAUUUAUUAGGGAAUUUUUUACGAGAUUAUUCUGUGUCAGGGAGACAUUGUGAAUGAUGUUAACCUUAACUGCUGGGCUUUGAAGUACUAUGGAACUGGUUGUUACACGACAAGAAGAUGACGCUUUAUAUAGGACGCGAGGCUUCAAAGUUAUGGAAGAGAAUAUGCGCAGAGAUCACCACAGAGAUCAACCUCCUCACCGAGAACUGGAAGUACCUUCUUGCUGGUCUCAUUUUUCAGUACAUACACGGGUUAGCAGCACGAGGAGUUCAUUAUCUGCAUCGACCAGGCCCAACACUACAGGAUCUUGGGUUUUUUCUUCUUCCGGAACUUGGGCAAGAUAAAGGUUACAUAAGCGAGACUCUAUUUACCUGUGUAUUUUUGUCAUUUGUCUUGUGGACUUUCCAUCCUUUCAUCUUGAAAAGCAAAAAGAUCUACACAGUAUUGGUGUGGUGCAGGAUUCUAGCAUUUUUAGUUGCAUCCCAGAUACUCCGUAUUGUUACAUUCUAUUCUACUCAGCUUCCUGGUCCAAACUACCAUUGCCGUGAGGGGUCAGAACUUGCAAGGUUGCCACGUCCAGAGAGUGUACUUGAAGUCCUCCUAAUUAAUUUUCCUCGGGGUGUGAUAUAUGGUUGUGGUGAUUUGAUUUUUUCAUCGCACAUGAUCUUCACUCUAGUGUUUGUUCUCACAUAUCAGAAAUAUGGCACAGUAAGGUUCAUAAAGCAAUUUGCUUGGUUGAUUGCUGCAAUUCAGAGCCUUUUAAUUGUGGCUUCCCGUAAACAUUAUACAGUUGAUGUAGUUGUUGCUUGGUACACCGUAAAUUUAGUGGUCUUCUUUUUAGACAAGAAAUUGCCAGAACUACCUGAUCGGGGAAAUGGAACCCCUCCUCUGUCGCUACCUUUGAGCAGCAAAGACAAGGAUAGCAAAACAAAAGAAGAAAAUCACAAGCUCUUGAAUGGGAACUCUGUCGACCCUUCAGAAUGGAGGCCAAGAACUCAAGUCAACGGCAAGAUUUAUGAGGAUGGGAAUGUCAUGCACAAUGAUUCUGCAAUGAACGGUGCAUAGAUUGUAGAAGCUGCUGCUGGAAUAGGGACGCAACUGCUAGAACAAUGCUUAAAUGUUGAAGGCCUUUGGGAUUAAAGGGUUUAAUUGGAGUGAUUGGCUUCUUUGCCGAUAACAUAUUUGGCUUGGCUUGUGUUGUAGAGAGUUAAAUUGCAGUUCUGCCCCACUGUUUCUCAUGUUAAAAACCCAUCAAUCAUCUAUCAUCAGCACCAGCGUGUAUAAUGGACUUUCCCGAGUUCCUGUUGCUUUUUGUUUCUUCUUUAAUUUAAUGCUGAUAGUGUCCCUUUUACCA
Messenger RNA from Carica papaya (papaya), 1692 nucleotides. It is a transcript of the gene ATIPCS1, whose product is annotated as Inositol phosphorylceramide synthase 1. Gene Ontology annotation, molecular function: inositol phosphoceramide synthase activity; ceramide cholinephosphotransferase activity; sphingomyelin synthase activity. The record is from RefSeq and is a predicted model, not a curated record. Gene Ontology annotation, cellular component: trans-Golgi network; Golgi membrane; endoplasmic reticulum membrane. Gene Ontology annotation, biological process: ceramide biosynthetic process. Lineage: Eukaryota; Viridiplantae; Streptophyta; Magnoliopsida; Brassicales; Caricaceae.